This is a messenger RNA of Symbiodinium sp. CCMP2592, 1329 nucleotides long. Lineage: Eukaryota; Dinophyceae; Suessiales; Symbiodiniaceae. The record is from the annotation of a GenBank genome assembly.
AUGGCAGACCAAUCCAAGGUGCUGGAAACAACGGCCUCGCAGCCCUCCGCGGAGGUGGCCCUUCAGUGCUGUCCACGGCAGCUCCUCGUCCAACUGCCACAAGGGUCGGCAUCCUCACAGCCGGUGUCCCGUGAAGAGUGCCCGGCUAUGAUUAGGGAGGUUCUGCAGACAAAGGUCGGCCCAGCCCUGCAGGCAGCGUUCUCACAGGUCGGUGCCGAGCUCGUCAGCCACGCGGUGAAGAUCAUUACCCACGAGCACGACGUCCGGAUGCUGAAGAUCCGCGCGGCAUGGACGGAGAAAGACCUCAUGUACUCACAGAUUGAGGCAGCCAAGAAAACCCUGGUGGUACGGAACUUCCCUGAAUGGGCUACAGCUGCCGACCGCGAGCUCACACUGGCCGAGGCGGUGAAGGAGCACAACUUGGGCUACUUGGAGUGGGACCUGACCACCACGACCAUGGAGGGCACCGGCGGCAAGAAUAAGAAGUUCCUGGCCCCGAUCUCCAUCCUUACAGUCCAGACCUAUGACGAGGAGAAGCCGGCCGAGACCGACGAGACCAAGGAGACACAGCAGAAGGCCGAGACCACGCAGCAGGAGACCGCCACGCCGGGGGUGGGAGAUGCGAACCUGGAGCUGGAACCUCCCGAUCAAGAUGACCCCAUGGCAUCACCCAAUUCGAGCGUCGUCUUGGUGCACCCAUGCAUGCCUUGUUUCAAGAAGGAGACCCUCACACCGAGAUGGAAGACCCUCAUCUUGGAGGAUAAAGAAGGCGCUUGGUUGGGUCGCAUCCUCUACAGCCGCAAAGCUCACAGUCUCACAGGCACUGCGGGCACAGUCGCCGAUUGGGCUUGCGAAGUCCAGCUCCCCGCGGAGCACAACGACCGCAUCCUCACAGCCUGGAGAGAUGUGUGGUAUGAUCAGCUCAAGCAGCAGAUCUCACAGACGGAAGUGGAGAAAGAGGCAUACUCCACGGCGGCCCAAAAAACAUCACAGGAGUAUGCUGCGGCAUCCCGUCUCAACAGGUUAAAGACGAACGCGGUCCCCAGCGACAACGAGGGCGAAGAGUGGGGAUCGAAAACUGGGACCACCCGGACCGCCAGUACUUUCAGGGACCUUCGGCAGGUAAAGGAGCCUCAUGGCGGAGAUGGCGGCAGACCAGGCCAUGGAGACCGAGGUGGAGAACGAGACCAGAUCAGCUUGGGCUACGACAUCUCCAAGUACUCCACAGAGCAGACGGAUUGGGUCAAGGGCAAGAAGUUGCGGCACAUCGGCGCGGCAGCGGCAUCGGCAGUCCUCACAGGUCGUCCUCGGCCCAGGCUUUCGGCUUGA